Molecule: messenger RNA, 212 nt
Organism: Dentiscutata heterogama
Lineage: Eukaryota; Fungi; Glomeromycota; Glomeromycetes; Diversisporales; Gigasporaceae
Source: the annotation of a GenBank genome assembly
GGCAGUUUCAGCUUGGUGUCUCUGGGUUGGUGUUGCAAAUAUCAAUUUUUUAUAUCUCGGAUCAAGGAGGCAAACAAGAAAUGCAACACCAUCAGAUAAGUACCAAUAAUCCUUCAUCUUCCUCUUCCUCAGAAUCAAUGAAUCCAAUAUUAUCAUCGAAUGCUAGAUCAUCUGUUUCAAAAUUUUCUUCACUUAAUUCAUCAUCAGUAUAA